Molecule: messenger RNA, 1153 nt
Organism: Carlito syrichta (Philippine tarsier)
Lineage: Eukaryota; Metazoa; Chordata; Mammalia; Primates; Tarsiidae
Gene: CTSW
Product: cathepsin W
Exons: 10
Coding region: 35-1153 (372 amino acids)
Cellular component (GO): lysosome
Molecular function (GO): cysteine-type endopeptidase activity
Source: RefSeq, a predicted model, not a curated record
GCUUCCUGCCUCCUCCACUAUAGUCCGCACCACCAUGGCACCAACUGCCCACCUCUUCUGCCUCCUGGCCCUGCUGGUGGUAGACUUAGCCCAAGGCAUCAGGGGCUCCCUUAGGGCCCAGGACCCAGGUCCCCGGCCACUGGAGCUGAAAGAAGUCUUUGCGUGGUUCCAGAUGCAGUUUAACCGGAGUUACUUGAUCCCAGCAGAGCACGCGCGCCGUCUGGACAUCUUUGCCCACAACCUGGCCCAGGCUCAGAGACUGCAGGAGGAGGACCUGGGCACAGCUGAGUUUGGGGUGACUCCAUUCAGUGACCUCACAGAGGAGGAGUUUGCCCAGCUCUAUGGGAAUCGGAAGACAGCCAGAGGGGUCCCCAGCAUGAACAGAAUGGCAGAGUAUGAAGGGCUGGGGGAGUCGACACCCCACACCUGUGAUUGGCGGAAGAAGACUGAUGUCAUCUCGCCCAUCAAGAACCAGAAAAACUGCGCCUGCUGCUGGGCCAUAGCGGCAGCAGGCAACAUCGAGGCCCUGUGGAGCAUCAGGAGCAAGCCCGUGGAAGUCUCCGUGCAGGAGCUACUCGACUGUAACCGCUGUGGGGAUGGCUGCCAGGGUGGCUUCAUCUGGGAUGCGUUCAUAACUGUCCUCAACAAUAGUGGCCUGGCCAGUGAAAGGGACUACCCGUUCCAGGGCAAAGUGGAGCCCCACAGGUGCCUGGCCAAGAAGUACAAGAAGGUGGCCUGGAUCCAGGACUUUAUCAUGCUGCAGGAAGACGAGCAGAGAAUUGCCCAGUACCUGGCCACCCAUGGUCCCAUCACUGUGACCAUCAACAAGAAGCUACUGCAGCAAUACAAGAAAGGUGUGAUCAAGGUCACGCCCGACACCUGUGACCCCCGGUUUGUGGACCAUUCCGUCCUGCUGGUGGGUUUUGGCAGGGACAAGCCGGGGGAAGGGAUGCCGGCAGAGACAGUCGCCUCCCAGUCUCGCCCUCGCCGCUCUCUCCCAUACUGGAUCCUGAAGAACUCCUGGGGGUCCCACUGGGGAGAGGAGGGCUACUUCCGGCUGCACCGAGGUAGCAACACCUGCGGCAUCACCAAGUACCCGCUCACAGCCCGUGUGGUCCCUCCUAAGGCAUCCCUGGUCUCCUGCCCUCCCUGA